This is a messenger RNA of Sorex araneus (European shrew), 2583 nucleotides long. RefSeq names its product VPS33A core subunit of CORVET and HOPS complexes (gene VPS33A). Gene Ontology annotation, cellular component: lysosome; CORVET complex. Lineage: Eukaryota; Metazoa; Chordata; Mammalia; Eulipotyphla; Soricidae. Gene Ontology annotation, biological process: vesicle-mediated transport; intracellular protein transport. Bases 40 to 1827 code for a protein of 595 amino acids. The record is from RefSeq and is a predicted model, not a curated record. The transcript is spliced from 13 exons.
UGACCGCCGCGUCACGUGGCGGCGGGGCCGGGCGGCGCCAUGGCCGCGCACCUGUCGUACGGGCGGGUGAACCUGAACGUUCUCCGCGAGGCGGUGCGGCGCGAGCUGCGCGAGUUCCUGGACAAGUGCGCGGGCAGCAAGGCAAUAGUUUGGGAUGAGUAUCUCACAGGACCGUUUGGCUUGAUUGCACAGUACUCACUUCUAAAGGAACAUGAAGUGGAGAAAAUGUUCACACUCAAGGGAAGCCGUUUGCCAGCAGCUGAUGUCAAGAAUAUCAUAUUUUUCGUCAGACCCAGGCUAGAACUGAUGGAUAUAAUUGCUGAAAACGUGCUUAGUGAAGACAGACGUGGCCCCACGAGAGAUUUCCACAUUUUGUUUGUGCCCCGGCGUAGCCUCCUGUGUGAGCAGCGGCUGAAGGACCUGGGCGUCCUGGGCUCCUUCACACACAGGGAGGAGUACAGCCUGGACCUCAUUCCCUUCGACGGGGACCUUCUGUCCAUGGAGUCGGAGGGCGCCUUCAGAGAGUGCUACCUGGACAGCGACCAGACGAGCCUGUACCACGCGGCCAAGGGCCUGAUGACGCUGCAGGCCCUGUACGGGACCAUCCCCCAGAUCUUCGGCAAGGGCGAGUGCGCCAGGCAAGUGGCCAACAUGAUGAUCAGGAUGAAGAGAGAGUUCACAGGAAGCCAGAACUCAAUAUUUCCUGUGUUUGACAACCUCUUGUUGCUCGAUCGAAACGUGGAUUUAUUAACGCCCCUUGCUACUCAGCUGACAUACGAAGGACUCAUCGAUGAAAUUUAUGGCAUCCAGAACAGUCACGUAAAGCUGCCCCCCGAGAAAUUCGCCCCGAAGAGGCAGGGUGACGGGCAGGACCUGCCCACAGAGGCCAAGAAGCUGCCGCUGAACUCGGCCGAGGAGCUGUACGCCGAGAUCCGCGACCGCAACUUCAACGCUGUGGGCGCCGUGCUCAGCAAGAAGGCCAAGGUCAUCUCGGCCGCCUUCGAGGAAAGACACAACGCCAAGACGGUGGGUGAGAUCAAGCAGUUCGUCUCGCAGCUGCCCCACAUGCAGGCGGCGCGGGGCUCCCUGGCCAACCACACCUCCAUCGCCGAGCUCAUCAAGGACGUGACGACGUCUGAAGACUUCUUUGAUAAAUUAACCGUGGAGCAGGAGUUUAUGUCUGGAAUAGACACUGAUAAGGUCAACAGUUACAUCGAGGACUGCAUCGCCCAGAAGCAUCCGCUCAUCAAGGUGCUCAGGCUCGUUUGCCUGCAGUCGGUGUGCAACAGUGGUCUCAAGCAGAAGGUUCUGGAUUAUUACAAACGAGAAAUUCUCCAGACAUACGGCUACGAGCACAUCCUGACGUUACACAACCUGGAGAAGGCCGGGCUGCUGCGGCCCCAGCUGGGGGGCAGGAACAGCUACCCCACCAUCCGCAAGACCCUGCGCCUCUGGAUGGAUGAUGUGAACGAGCAGAACCCCACGGACAUCUCGUACGUGUACAGCGGCUAUGCCCCACUCAGCGUGCGGCUGGCCCAGCUGCUCUCCCGGCCUGGCUGGCGCAGCAUCGAGGAAGUUCUGCGCAUCCUCCCGGGCCCCCACUUCGAGGAGCGGCAGCCGCUGCCCACGGGCCUGCAGAAGAAACGUCAACCAGGAGAAAACCGAGUGACUCUGGUCUUCUUCCUGGGGGGCGUCACCUUCGCCGAGAUCGCCGCCCUGCGCUUCCUCUCCCAGCUGGAGGACGGAGGCACCGAGUACGUGAUCGCCACCACCAAGCUGAUGAACGGCUCCACCUGGAUCGAGUCCCUCAUGGAGAAGCUUUACUAGGGCGUGCGGAGGGAGCUGCCUCUGAGGAGCCCGGCACUCGGCGCAGAAGUUCCUCUGGAGUCAGGCUCUGAGGUCAGACUGUCUCUCAGCCCUGCUUCUGCUUCUGCCUCUGUGUCUCUCUCUGCGGAGACUGAGAACCCGCCGAGUAAAGGAAGCACCAGCUGUUGACUGUUCAAGCUGUGGACUUUCAUUGCCGGUCUCUGAACACGCACUGUGGAUGGUGGGUUGGAUAAUUGAUUUGGGGCACAAGUGGGGUAACUUAAAAUAGGAGCAUGGGGGGGCUGGAGCGAUAGCAGAGCGGGUAGGGCGUUUGCCUUGCAUGCGGCCGACCCGGGUUCAAUUCCCAGCAUCCCAUAUGGUCCCCUGAGCACCGCCAGGAGUGAUUCCUGAGUUCAGAGCCAGGAGUAACCCCUGUGCAUCGCCAGGUGUAACCCAAAAAGCAAAAAAAAAAAAAAAAUAGGAGCAUGGGGAGUGAAGGGUGGGAAUGAAGAUGAGCAGCCACCCCACCCCAGAAGCCCGCAGUGCCCGUAGCCACAGCCUGGAGUCGGUGGGCUUGGAGGCCCGAGUUGUGGCCUGGGAUCCACGCAGGACUCCCCACCCCUUGCCCUACCCCUGCCUGGAGAUUCCUUUUUACUUCGGAGUUUGGUUCACGUACUUAAUGCCUUUGUCCCCAGAGUCUGAUAUCUCUGCGGCCGGAGAAAUUGUACGGCUUUGAAUUUUUUUUUAAGAUUAAAGUCGGGAAGGUAAUAUGUGGAA